Molecule: messenger RNA, 276 nt
Organism: Parnassius apollo (apollo)
Lineage: Eukaryota; Metazoa; Arthropoda; Insecta; Lepidoptera; Papilionidae
Source: the annotation of a GenBank genome assembly
AUGACAUUCUUUGAACAAGAAAAGUUUGAAAAGCAGUUGAUAACGCCUUAUGAUAUUCACGAUGUCGUAGCUAUGAAAAGUAUUGCCAGAUUAAAAAAUGAAAACUCACGUGAUACUUGUGGCAGCACACUGCUCACACAGCCCGAUGCACCGUCGGGAAUAGAAAUUAAGUUGUUGGAAAAUGAAAAGAAGUACCAGGUGCUAUUAAAAUCAUUCGAUAACGUUAUCAAGAGAACUGCGGCCGCCACUGGUAUGUGGCGGCUGAACGUACUUUAA